AUGAGAUUGAAUCCAUUGGUGAGUGUGCUGCCAUUGACAGCCGCAGCCACAGCUGGCGCUCUCACUCGGCACAACUCGUGCAGUGUCGUGAAUCAGACAACCUGUGGCGGCACAAGCUACGAGUAUACCGGGCUAGUGGGAUACGGAUUCAUCCCGUCCAACGCGGUUGAUAAGUAUGGUGAUACGUUAGGGGGCAUUGGCAGCUCUAUCGCUAUCGAUCAAGACUCCUGGCGCAAGACGGGCCGUGACUCGUACUCUGGCAUCAUUUACUGCUUGCCUGAUCGUGGCUGGAACACCAACGGAACGCUCAAUUUCCAGUCGCGUAUCCACAAGCUGGCCAUCUUCUUCAAGCUGGCACCAGAUGCAUCUGCUGAGAAUCCAUCGAAGCCAAAUCUGCAGCUGAAGUACCUCGACACUAUUCUUCUGACCGGUCCCGAUGGCGAGCCCACCACAGGUCUUGAUGCAGACGCCACAGGCUAUGCCUCAUACCGCGGCUUCCCACCUCUCCCCGCAGCCACAUACAUCGGUGAUGGCUUUGGCGGCGCGGGCAAGGGAGGAAAGAGGGUCACAAUCGAUGCCGAGGGUCUCGUCCUUGACAAGGACGGCUUCUUCUGGGUCUCUGACGAGUACGGUCCCUACGUCUACAAAUUCAACAAGCACGGCAGGAUGGUGCUAGCCCUGCAACCGCCGCAGGCCUAUCUCCCCCGUCGCAACGGCACCAUCAGCUUCAGCGCCGCCAGUCCGCCCCUCUAUGCCCCCAACCAAAUGCCCGUCCCCGAGGACCCCAAGACAGGCCGAAACAAUAACCAGGGCCUCGAAGCCCUUACUAUCUCCCCGGACGGCAAGACGCUGUACACCAUGAUCCAGUCGGCGCUGAACCAGGAAGGCGGCCCGAAGAAGAAGAACCGCCAGCCCGCGCGGCUGCUGGAGUACGACAUCUCCUCGGGCACACCGGAAUACAAGCACGAGUAUGCCGUUCUCUUAGCCAAGUACAAUGAUUACACGGAAGAGGAUCCAUCGGACGCGGCAAAGGUGGCCUCGCAGUCGGAGAUCCACCAGCUUCCCACCGGCGACUUUCUUGUUCUCGCGCGCGAUUCCGGCUUCGGACACGGGCAGUCCGAGUCCCUCUCCGUCUACCGGCAUGCGGACGUUGUCUCCAUUUCCAAGUCUACGACUGAUCUGAAGGGUACUUAUGACGCCGCGGACGGAUCCAUCGCCAGCUCGAAGGGUGUCUUGGACUCGGGCAUCACCCCGGCGGAGUACUGCCCCUUCCUGGACUUCAAUGUCAAUUCGGAACUGGCCAAAUUCGGCCUUCACAACGGUGGCGCGCAGGACGCUGGUCUUUUGAAUGAGAAGUGGGAGGGCCUGGCCCUUGUGCCGGUUGACCCGCAAGGUCACAAGGAUAAACAUUCCAAGAAGGCGAGGGAGUAUUUCCUUUUCAGCUUCAGUGAUAAUGACUUUAUCACGCAGGAUGGUAGGUUUCUUGACCUGUUUCUCGUCCUUGAACCCAAAGACACUGACUAUAUUGCCUUCGCUCGUACAGGACGCAUGAAUUUUGGCCGGUUCAAGUACGCGGAUGAAUCUGGCUACAACCUCGACAACCAGGCUCUGGUUUUCAGAGUGAGGUUUUAG
Aspergillus thermomutatus is the source of this 1632-nucleotide messenger RNA. RefSeq names its product esterase-like/phytase family protein. NCBI's taxonomy places the organism in Eukaryota, Fungi, Ascomycota, Eurotiomycetes, Eurotiales, Aspergillaceae. The record is from RefSeq and is a predicted model, not a curated record. Bases 1 to 1632 code for a protein of 543 amino acids. The transcript has 2 exons.